This is a messenger RNA of Parus major (Great Tit), 11280 nucleotides long. It is a transcript of the gene RREB1, whose product is annotated as ras responsive element binding protein 1. Gene Ontology annotation, biological process: regulation of transcription by RNA polymerase II. Bases 3726 to 8183 code for a protein of 1485 amino acids. Gene Ontology annotation, cellular component: nucleus. The record is from RefSeq and is a predicted model, not a curated record. The transcript is spliced from 7 exons. Lineage: Eukaryota; Metazoa; Chordata; Aves; Passeriformes; Paridae. Gene Ontology annotation, molecular function: RNA polymerase II cis-regulatory region sequence-specific DNA binding; DNA-binding transcription activator activity, RNA polymerase II-specific.
UAGCUACAUUCUCACUUAAAGUGUUGAGUGUUUAUUUUUUGGAACUGAUUAAUGUCAUAUCCUUUUUCUUUAUCACUGUAAGAUGCUGAAAGCCAGCCUGACUUACAAGCCUGUCUUUUGCAUUCUAAGUAUGCCAGUGUUGUCAGGCCAAAAUAUGUUGUUAUAGUCACAAAGGGAAAAUAACUUCUAAACACAGCUUUGUUCCUGUUCUCCUUAUAUCUUGGCAGUCUAAACAGUGAGGUUGGACAUUUUCAGUGUUACAUGUAAGAUCUAAUCAAGGCAAACUCUUCUAAAGGAGUAAGGCAACACAAAUACUUCCCCCCCCCCUUAAUUAUGGUUAGGAAACUUUUUAAGUAGAAGAAACCUCGGUGGAGGGAGUGUUUAAAAGAAAGGUUGUGGAUGUGACUUGGCAUCUACUGAAGUUCAACCCAUGUUGGGUGAUAAGUGUUGUCUGGAGGCAGAAUGACAUCCAUGUUGCAAAGUAAAAGAGAGAGAUGAAGAUUGUGUCUAUCCUUUGUACUUCUUGGCCUUAUCUUCCCGCUUAUCUUGGGCUGUAGCUCUAGUAAUCUUUUUCCUCUCCACCCUAAAUUUGAUGCAGUGAAACUUGCUGAACCUGCCAAAGGAGCAACCUGCUGGCUGUAAUGUGGGCAGGUUGCAACUCUGCUUGAGAACUCUGGAACCUGCUGCUUUGCUUUCGGAAUUUUCCUUUUUUUCCCUAAAUGAUCACAUGCAUAGAGCUAUCACAGCGGCUGUGAUGUUUGACCUACCCAGUAAAAGUCAAAGGUGCAGUCAGGGUGUCUUCCUGUUUAUAGCUCAAUAGCUUAGGCUGCUUCCUUUCAAAUAUGUGAAACUAAAACAUGAAGGGAUCACCACAUUCCUUGCUGUGGUAUGGAUUCUGCUGUGACUUUUAGGACAUGGCAAAAGCACACAUGUUGCAUGAAUGAGAACUGCAAGCAAUUGGGGCAGCCAGUGACUGACACCAGACACAGCAAAGCCCCCAUCACUGGGGUGCUGUACCCAUGUUAGCAAGCCCUGCCUUACUGGCAUACCUGACACUGCAAGCACAGCUGAGCUGCUUUUGGGACUUGCAGGAGCCAGUGUGUUUGCAUGCAUUAAGUCAUGCCAGGCAGAGGUGCCAGGUUGGGCUGGCACUAACCUGGAGCUCCCAAGGGUUUUUCCUGUUGCUGUGCUGUGAAUGUGCCAUCACACCCCUCUCAAGCAGGAGCCAUCUCCAUCAAAACAAGCACAGUUCAACAGGUGGAAAAACAGCAGGAGGAAAGAACUUAGCCCUGAGGAAGCUGUUUUGCAUAGGUAGCUGCUAAACAGUUGUGCAUGCUUGUUAAUGGUUGGAAAGAGGCUUCAAAAGAAAAUGGGAAGAAAAUGUCCCACUCCCACCGUGUAGCAGUUUGUUAGUUGCUUGUUUUCUGGAUGAAUGUGAUUUAGUUUGACUGGUUUUGCUCCCUAGCUAUCUGGAAAGUAACUGGCCAAGUAGAGUUAGCUGUGCUUCAGCUGAGCUGCCAGAGGCUUAAGCAGUCAGGCUAUGUAUGAGUGCCUGGGGUGCAGGGACAGACAGGCACAGCAAAAGCCUCUGUCCUUACUUUCAAGAGAUCACUGAAACUGGAAAAUAGUUCUUGCCAAAAAUAAAUAAUAAAAGCUUAGACAAAGAAUCCACCUUCCAGGUUUUGCUUUGCCUGUGCAGUUGAAUAUUUUGAUUUUUUGUUCCAAGAUGCUUUCUGAAUUUUAUCUUCUAUCAUUGUGGACCUUGAACAAAUAACUGGUUUCUUCUCCCUUAUUCUUGUGUGAAUACAGACAACUGCAGCUCAUGCUGUUGUUUUAUCACCCAUGAAAGAAGCUCUAGCUAAAACAAGAAAUUAGAUCAGUGUCACAGGGGAAAAAAACCCCAAGAUUAAAGAAAACGAGGCAGCAGAGUAUCUAUAGGUGCCUUCCUGCAGAUUUUGUGAGGCAAGGUAGCUCUGGAUUCAUGUGGCUAAAUCAUUGCUUUUGUGCCUGUGAUGCCAGAGCUACCAGAGGGCCAAGGGAGGGGAGUGCACAGCACUCUGUAUGCUGUGUCAGCACUCCGGGUUUUCUCUGGCUUCUGUCAAACCUGGAGAGAGCCAAAUGCUCAGACAUUCAGCAUUUCUUCUCCUCCCAUGUGGGUGAUUGGCAGGGAAAAAGGUCAGAGAAUUUCAGCAGCAUUUCCAUGAAGUAUCCAAUCUGCUGGGUGCAUCUGCACGUAGAUGUGACUGACAGCUGUCACCAGUGUCUGUCCACCAUCAGAGUUACCAGUGAGUUACUGGAGAUGUGGGAAAACAACAGGCUUUUUCCUGGUGUACCUGAUCCUCCAAGCAGCCUCAGCCUUGAUGGAUGCUGAAACCAGACAGUAGCUAAACAGCCAUUUUAAUCUUGCAUCUGUCCUGAUACCUGUGGUGCUUUUGGCGUGAGGCUGUUCCUGCACAACACCCUGCAGUUUGAGACAGGCUAUAGUUUGAGACAGUGAUUUAGAUGCCUUCAUUUCUUUUAAAGCUUCUGAAAUUGUGAAAGGAAACGUUAAAAAAAGCAUUGUGUGAUGAGACAGUCUUCCCAGCAGCUCUAGUGGAGUCUGCUGUGGGUCAGUUUGGUCCAGUGUGUUGUCUCGAAGCAUCAUACCCUUGGCAUCCAAAACUAAAACAGAUUUUAUGUCAUAACACCAAAGCAGUUAUGAGGACGUGCAAGACUUGUCUGCAUUACAACAUUCUCUCAUGUUAGAGCAUGAUAGUGUGCUGUCAUGUUAAAUGACACUGUCCUGAGCCGAGUUGAGACUGUGACUUCUGAAAGAUUUGUCCAAGUGUCAUUAAUAUUGACUCCAUUGUGUUUCUUUGAAGUCAGUCAUAUGGACAAAUGGCAACUCCCUAGGAGCAUACAUUUGAUUUAUUUUUCAAUGGCAAUAUAUAUCUGAAGUGAGGCUAAGGGCCCCACCUUGAAAAAAAAAAUAAAUUAAAUGUGAGCUUUGAGUUGUCAGAAGAAGAAGCAUAGCAGCAAUACCUUCCAUCUAACUAAAGGGAGCUAGACAACCGUGUCUUCCUCAGGUUGCAGAUACAGAAAACCAAGAGGCAAGUGGGUCAGGUAAACAGACGUUAGCAAGAUUGCUUCCUGAGUAAUUCUGUCCCUUUCCCUUUUCCUGUGUCUUUGUGACAAGAAAUAGUUGUUUUCCUGGGAAAGCUGGUUUGUUAACAUGCCUUGGCAGUACAGAGUUUUGCAAGCCAUCCCUAGUGCACUGUAAGAGUGAGAACAAAGAAUCCUGACUUCAAAGCUGCGCUUGAAAUUUGAUAUUGGGGUCCACCAUUGUAUUAAGGAUGAGAAGAAAACGAAUAUAUUUAACAAAUGUUGUUCUGGUGUUGGCAUAUACCGUCUCAACUUCUAUACAGAGAACCAGUUGAAGAUGAGUUGCUUUUUUGCAUCUGAGAGAAGUGGAUUCUAAGCUGCAGGCUUUUGCUUACCAGACUGCCACAAGACAGAGGGGCUGGGUAUAUGGAUUGCUGAGCAGGUUUAGGCAGAACCAGGACCUCGUGGAUGAUGGGAAUGGUCAUGGUGCUCAUGUAAAUAGAUGUUAGCAGAGCAAGUGUCGUACUUUGAGUUGGGACAUGGACAAAAGCUUGUGGGCUCCCUGCUGCAGCCCCUCACAGGCCCAGGCACUGCAGAGUUCCUGUGCUGGAUCAUGACCCAGCUGUUUUCCAAAGUUCAGGCACAUGAAGAUUCAUGAGAAGGAUCCCAACAGCACAGCAAGCACCACUCCCCCCUCGCCACUGAAGCGCAGGCGAUUGUCUUCGAAACGGAAGUUCAGUCACGAUGCUGAGCUGGACAGAGAGGAGAGAACACCUGCAAAAAAGGUUGUCGAGGAUGGCCAUUCCGGUGAAGGGGAUAAGAGGGCUGACGAUGAAGUUUAUCAUUGUCCAGUGUGUUUCAAAGACUUUUUUUGCAAGUAUGGGCUGGAAUCCCACAUGGAGACACAUCCAGAUAAUUCAUUGAGGUGUGACAUCUGUUGUAUUACCUUUCGUACUCAUCGGGGCUUACUGCGCCAUAAUGCAGUUAUCCACAAGCAGCUUCCCAGAGAUCCCAUGGGAAAGCCUUUCAUUCAGAACAACCCUUCAAUUCCAGCAGGCUUCCACGACUUGGGAUUCACGGACUUCUCCUGUAGGAAGUUCCCCCGCAUUUCUCAGGUCUGGUGUGAGACAAAUUUGCGAAGGUGCAUCAGUGACUUCCAUCGAUUUAUUUGCGAGAUGUGUAACAAGGCAUUCCCCAUGCUUUCGGCACUCAAACUGCACACAGAAACUCACAUGGUGGAUCAGGGAAAAGACAAGCACAAGCCACAGUCCAUGACCCCACCCAGUGAGAACCCAGACCAGAAAGCCUUCAUGGCAUCCUUGGGCCUACAGUACACCAAAGACAUCAAGCCUGUCAAGCAGGAGGACAAUACACAAGAUGAGGUCCAAGAAAUGCGGCUCAGAGCACUGAAGAGUAACCUACCUCAGGAACCUGGCAGCACCAGUCUGCUCAGCCUCUCUCCUCUGGAAGCUGCCUCCAUGGGAGGGUCGUUUUCAGUCCUUCCCCCUACAAAAGAAAACAUAAAGCUUCUCUCGCUGCAGCCUUUCCAGAAGGGUUUUAUUAUCCAGCCUGACAGCAGUAUUGUGGUGAAACCCAUCUCCAAUGAGUCUGCCAUUGAGCUGGCAGACAUUCAACAGAUCUUGAAGAUGGCUUCUUCUGCUCCUCCUCAAAUCAGUCUUCCUCCACUUUCUAAGGCACCUUCUGUCCCUGUGCAGUCGAUUUUUAAGCAUAUGCCACCACUGAAGCCAAAGCCUUUGGUAACACCCCGAACAGUUGUCGCAACCUCUACUCCUCCUCCUCUUAUCAGUGCCCAGCAAGCCUCCCCUGGCUGCAUCAGCCCAAGUCUCCCACCUCCCCCUCUGAGGCUGAUCAAGAACUCGGUGGAGUCCGCCUCCAAUUCCCAUCUCCCCCAGCCAGGAGCCAAAUCAAGUCCUUCCUCGCAAUUGCUCCUCCAACCCAAAAUAGAGCCUUUAACUCAGCAUGAGAUGAAGACACAGCUGGAGCAGGACAGCAUCAUUGAAGCUCUCCUGCCUCUAAGUAUGGAAGCCAAGAUCAAGCAAGAGGUCACAGAAGGAGACCUGAAAGCCAUCAUUGCAGGGGCAGCGAACAAAAAGACCCCGACCAUGAGGAAAGUUUUGUACCCCUGCCGUUUCUGUGACCAGGUGUUUGCCUUCUCUGGUGUCCUGAGAGCUCACAUCCGUUCUCACUUAGGUAUUUCCCCAUAUCAGUGCAACAUCUGUGACUACAUCGCGGCUGACAAGGCAGCGCUGAUCCGGCACCUGCGGACGCACAGUGGGGAGAGGCCUUACAUCUGUAAGAUCUGCCACUACCCCUUCACAGUGAAAGCCAAUUGUGAGAGGCACCUGCGAAAGAAGCACCUCAAAACAACCAGGAAGGAUAUCGAGAAGAACAUCGAAUAUGUCACCAGCAAUGCCGCAGAGAUGGUGGAUGCCUUCUGCUCCCCAGACACGGUGUGCAAGCUGUGUGGAGAGGACCUGAAGCACUACCGGGCCCUCCGCAUUCACAUGAGGACGCACAGCGGCUGCCAGAAGAAGAAGCCAUUUGAGUGCAAGGAGUGUGGCACAGCCUUUUCGGCCAAGAGGAAUUGCAUUCACCACAUCCUCAAGCAGCACUUGCAUGUGCAAGAGAAGGAGAUUGAGAAUUACAUCUUAAUGGUGGACUGCAGUGCCCAGGAAAGCCAGACAGACCCUUUAUUGGAGGACAGCACUUAUAUGGACCACAAGCCCAUGACACCUUUCCUGGAGCCACAAAACGGCUUCUUGCUGGGAACAUCGUCUCACGUUUCCAUCAAACGUGAACCUGUGGGCAACUUCCCCAUGGAUUUUGAUGAGCCGUUGGAUUUCUCUCAGAAGAGCAAAAGCCUGAGUGCUGUGCAGGUGAAGCAGGAGAACCUGUUUGGUUCAUCUCUGUCCCUUUACGACUGUUCCAUGGAGCCUAUCGACCUGUCCAUCCCCAAAAUCCUGAAGAAGGAUAAAGGUGAUGCCCCCUGUGAAGCCAGGAACCAAGAGUUGGCUGCUUCUGCAAACAGUGAUAAAGCCUAUAACUGUCUGCAGUGUCCUUUGGUUUUUGGUGCCAAUGGGAACUCAGAAACAAACCAGGGUGUCAGACAUCCCCAGCCACUGAAAGGUUCAUUGCAUUUGACUGUCCCGAUCAUUUCCCCGGCUCUCCCUGGCAAUUCUGCCUUGCUGAGACCCCUGAGGCCUAAGCCACCACCACCACCUCUCUUGCCAAAGCCUUCAGUAACUAAAGAGCUGCCGCCAUUGGCUUCCAUUGCACAGAUCAUUUCGUCUGUGUCUUCUGCUCCCACUUUGCUGAAAACAGAGGCCACAGACGCCAGUCCCAAGGCAGUGAGCAGCUCUGCUGGGUGUGACAAAUCAGGGAAUGCCAAAGCUAAAGUGACAAUCGUGACCACCGUUCAGAGGGACUCCAGCCUGCCCAGUGACCUGUCUCAGGCUUGUGAUCCAGAGCAGUCUCCCAUUGCUGAUGCUGGGUUGACUAAGAAAAGAGGGAGAAAGAAAGGAACGAAAAAUAAGCCUAAACUUAGGAGUAGUGUGGAUCUGGAGUCAAGUGGGGAAUUUGCCAGCAUAGAGAAGAUGCUGGCUACCACAGACACUAACAAAUUUAGCCCAUUUCUGCAGUCCACUGACAAUUUCAAGGAAGAGAGUGGCAGAAAUGGAACAAGUGAGGAUGAGAAGGAAACUGCCAAGGAUAAGCUGCUGAGAGGGAAGAGGAACGCUUACUCAGACUGCCUGCAAAAUAUCCCCUGUCCUUACUGUCCUCAAGUCUUUCCAUGGGCAAAUGCCCUGCAGCGGCACAUGCUCAGUCACACAGAGCGCCAGGCAGAUGCAGAGACACUAGCUUCAGGAAACAAUGUCUUGAACCUGAGCUACAGCGAGAAGGAGCAGUCAGAGGAAAUGACAGAGCUUCCAGAGAGCGAGCGUGGCCCCAAGGAGGAGCAGAAGGCUGACUCCCUUCUGCCAGAAGAGGAUGCUGAAGAAAAAGUGGAUGGAUAUGAAGAGGGCCCUGAGGAAGAUUCUGUAAGUAACAAAAGUCUUGACCUCAAUUUUGCCAGCAAAUUAAUGGACUUCAAGCUGGCAGAGAGUGACCAGAGUGCAGGCAGCAGUUCUCAGACUGAAAGGAGACAUGCCUGUGACAUUUGUGGCAAAACCUUCAAGUUUGCUGGCACUCUUAGCCGUCACAAAAAGGCCCACAUUCGUGAGGACAGAAAGGAUGAAAGGAGCAGUGAGGAUGAAAGCAAAAGCAUUCAGGAUGAUGCAGGAGCUCCCUCGAUGCAGGAGUCUGGUCUUGAGCAGGAAGAGUCUCCGUUGGACUUGAAGGUAGUGGAGUCUCCUGUGGACUUUGAGGCAACAGGAAAGGAGAAUGAAGAGAGCGAAAGCAUCUCUGAGGGGGAAGGCACAGAGAGAAAGUCCACUGAGAAGAGCAGUGAUGACAAACCAAAGACUGAUGGGGCUAAGAGUACUGCAAAAGCAGACAAAAGAAAGAAAGUCUGUACUGUGUGCAACAAGCGUUUCUGGUCUCUGCAAGAUCUGACGCGACAUAUGCGGUCUCAUACAGGUGAGAGACCUUACAAGUGUCAAACCUGCGAACGGACCUUUACUCUGAAGCACAGCCUGGUCCGUCACCAGCGCAUCCACCAGAAAGUCAAAAAUGCCCGAAACCACGGGAAGGAGAGCGACAAGGAGGAGACGCAGUCGAGGUGUGGAGAAGACAGUGAGAAUGAGUCCAGCCACAGCGGCGCCAACCCCAUCUCCGAAAGCGAGUGCGACUCCGCGGGGGGCGUCGGUAGCCACUCGUCCCUCGUGGGGAGCCGGAACGAGCCCCUGGCCGGCAUGGUCAUGGACUCCCCCUGUGGAGAGGAGAGGAGCAGCGCCUGCCUCGCCGAGCCCACCAAGAGCGCGCAGAAACAGACGGCAAAAGACCAGGACCCACGGGGCAGCUCCGAGCACGAGAGGCCCUCAGGUUUCAUCCAAGACUUGCUGGAGAUGCACAACGCGCCGUCUCCCAUGAAUCACAUCCUGGCCUCUGCAGACAGUGCGCCUCAGCUCUUGGGGGUGGAAUGACUUGCUAGGAGGUUGUACCCAUCUCAGCAGGCAAACUGAAGCCAGCAGAGCAAGGUUUCUGGAGUCUGGUUUUGGAAGAGCGACCUUACAGCUACCGGGGAGAGUAUGGCAGACUCGAUGUGGUGCCAUAUGCCUUUCAGUAUAAUAAUGCAAGAGACUACAGUAUAUACUGAUUUGAGUGCCUUACUACUUUAUUAGAUCUUUUGGUAUUAUAGAUUUUUUCAAAAAUGAUUUUAAUAUUUUAAAGAAUUAUUUGGAGAGGACCCUUUUUCAUUUAAGCAUUAAUGUUACCUUUUGUAUUGGUGUGCGUGAGCUUGUUCUUGUAUAUCUGUGAUAGUCGCUGUGUUUUGUUCUCUGAGCUGGAAAAGGGGCAGUGGGGGUGGGAGGCCCUUGGAUACCAUAGCCAAUAACUGGAAGAAAAAUGAUGUGAAUUUCAUAUGGAAUAGUCAGAGGAGAUGCAGACAAUUGAUUUAUUGUUUUUUUUUCUCAGUAGAUGUUCUUGCAUUUUGCCACAUGGUGGAGCAUUAAGCCUGUUCCAGGCCUGAACAACGUGGCAGUUGAAGGUGUUCAAAGUGGUUCAAGCCAAAAGCAGGAAACACAAAUGAAUUUCAACCUCAUGCUUGUUUCCACUUUUCAGCAUUAGAAGUGGUCUUCUGAAUCCUAGGGGUUUUUUCUGGCCGUCACGGACUGAGCGUGUAUACAGAGAAGAGUUACAUAGCAACGUAACCUAUGGGAAUUAUGCACCCGCUGUUACAUAUGUUUGAUUUGCUUCAGUAUAUUAUUAUUAUUAUUAUUAUUUUAUUAUUAUUUUAUAAAUCCAUCAGUUCGCUUGUCUCUGCAGUCAGCAGAAGCCAAUGGGCAAUAUUUGCCCACGGAGAUGCGUAGAGCAGCUUGGAUCCCGUCUCGGAGUGUUCUUGACUCGUCGCUUUCACCAGCUCCUCCUCCUGUUGUUGCAGCUCUUCUACUGUACUUUACAUGAACCCCUUCCUCCGACCGGAGCGUCCCGCGGAGGCCGGCGAGGUAUCGUCCCCGUGCGGGGGCACAUGUCCCUCGCGGUGGGUGCACGUGGCUGCGGGUGCGGCCCCGGCUGCGCGAGAGAGGCACCGCGAGUGCCGCAGUGACCUCGCUGCCGUCACGUCGGUGACAGCCUGCGUCACUCACAGAGCAAAGUUAUUCCGUCUUCCAGUGGAAAGCAAGAGAGAAAUGCGAGCCUUACCCUCCUCUUGCUUCUGUCGUGUUCUAAGAGCAAGAAAAUACUACUGGUAAUAAAACUACAGAUAUACGACAUGUUAAAAAUAAAUAAAAUAAAUUUUAAAAAAAACAAGAAAAAAAAAAAGAAAAAAAGAAAGAAAUUCUUCCUGAGAUUUUGGGGUUGAUGCUUGAAGACUUGAGGUGUGUGUCUAAAUUUCAUAUCAGUAAUUUAACCCCUUCAAUGCUGGCAGCUGGAAUUUCUCCGUAUGGCUCCUGUUGCCGGCAACAGGUGAUGCUCCAGCCACCAAUAUUGAAGGGGUUAAACGAAAUGUAUCCUACUGUAGCUGCGCAUUUUUAGGAGUGCCCAGCAUUUUUGUUGUCCUUGUCCUCGUUGUCGUUAUUGUUGUUUGUUAAUUGUCCUUCAGUCAUGACCUCUGGGACAGACAGAGCCAUAAUAGCAUUGCCGGAGCCUCACUGUGCUGUUCCACCACUGCAGCCCCCCAGCCCAGCCCGCACUGUGACCCUCCCUCCUUCCCACCGCAGAAUCGCUUUUCCUGCUCUCACCAGACAUGGAGGAAGUGGGCCUCGGACCCAGUCUAUAUUAUAUAAUAUAUAUAUCUAUAUAUAUCUAUAUAUUAAAAAUUCUCGGAAAAAUUUCUGGAGACUGAAAUCUCACUGUCCAGAAUUCAAAGGAAGAGAAACGUUCUUGAGUAAUAUUCUUGCAAAUAGAAUAAGAGAAAAUGGUUGAGGUAUAUGUGAUUUCUAUUUUUUUGUGUUUUGUUGGGUUUUUUUUAAUUUUUAAAUAGGGAUGUUUGAACCAGUUCAGAAACGAAGCUAACGCCAGAUAUAGAUAAAUCAAUCACAACCAAUGAUUCAUUUGAAACUCUACCCAGGUGCAUUCUACUUAAUUAAAACCAGUUCACGCAUCCCUUAAAUUGUUAUUACUAUUAUAAUUAUAAUAAUAAUUAUUAUUAUUAUUAUUUUGGGUAUUUUUUUGUUUUUGUAAUUUUUUUUGUUUGUUUAUUUUGGGGUUGUUGUUUUGUUUUGUUGUUUUGUUUUUUUUUUUUGCAACUCUCCACACUAAACUGCGCAAUACUGUGGGGGAGAAGCCAUUACUAAACUAUAUGCUGCAGAACAAUGUAGCAAGUAAUUAAUUCCCAGCAGCCUGCCGGGACAUCUGCUAGCAAUAAUCACUAUUGAUUUAAAGCUUUAUUUAGCCUUUAUCUAUAUCCUAGUAGAGUAUAAGGUCUUGCCACAUUUUAUUGACAUUUUUAUUAGUUGAGUUUGACUGAGAACUGUUGCUGUUGUUGGGGUUUUUUUUGUUUCCCUUCCUCCCCCAAUAUUAAACUGUGAAAUUUAUAAUGUGUUUAAACUAUGGGUGAAUCUUAGGCUUUAGUUUGCAUGUUCAGCUAAUUUGUCUCUAUACGAUUUUCGUUUGAAUCUUUUUAUUUUUUUUUCCUCUCUCAGGGCUUUUACAAAAAACAAAAAAACAAAAAGAAAACAAAAAGAAAACAAAAAAAAAAAUCUUCUAAAAUUCUUUUGCCUGAGUUGCAAUGGACUUAACAUGGAGAUAAUUCAAUCACUACAUUAAGCACUUGACUGUGAAAGCGCAAAAUAAAAUAAAGGAAAAAGAAAAAAAAAAAAAGAGAGAACCUUGUUUGAGGCUGUUGUGAAAUAACUUUAGGGGGCUAUGUGACAGUCUGAUUCCAUUUUCAGAAUGAUUCAUCUUCUCUUUCCUCUCUGCGUGUCUCCUUUCUCUUCUCUCUCCACGAAGGAAGUUUAAUCCUAGUGAUUUCAUCCCAUGCAGGAAACAGUAAUAAAUGUGUAGAAUUCAUAUUUUUCUAAAGGGAACUUAAACUGCUGCUACGAAUUGUGUACAAGACUGGUUUAUGCCACAUGAACAGAG